AUGCCCAAGUGCUCUUAUAGCUUUCAAAGCGCUAGCAUGUUUGAGAUGGCGGUCAAAAAGCAUGUUGAAGAGAAGAAGCCGAAACAACCACAGACGACUAACACGAAGAUUGAGUUGAAGUCGUUCACUGGCAAAGAGAACUUCACACUAUGGCAAAGAAGGAUGAAAUACACCCUAGCCCAUUAG
Molecule: messenger RNA, 186 nt
Organism: Prunus armeniaca (apricot)
Lineage: Eukaryota; Viridiplantae; Streptophyta; Magnoliopsida; Rosales; Rosaceae
Source: the annotation of a GenBank genome assembly